This is a messenger RNA of Macrobrachium nipponense, 1490 nucleotides long. Its product is annotated as F-box/LRR-repeat protein 15-like. Gene Ontology annotation, cellular component: cytoplasm. Gene Ontology annotation, molecular function: protein binding. NCBI's taxonomy places the organism in Eukaryota, Metazoa, Arthropoda, Malacostraca, Decapoda, Palaemonidae. The record is from RefSeq and is a predicted model, not a curated record.
UUAAAAUACAGGGGACAUGUCACUAAUUAUUGCCGAAGGAAAGCCCUCAAAAGAAAAGAUCCACAGAAAGUAAUUUGUUGCAUGAGGCCUAAACAGAUCGUUCAUUAUGUGUGACGCUGGUAAAUUUCAUUAACAAUACAACAGAAAAUUAGCCAAAUGGAAGGAGGAGAGAGAAAAAAGGAAUCAUUGCAGCUUACUGAUUUGCCCUGGGAUGAUGUUAUUUUCCGACAUAUAUUUCCAAGGUUAUCUGCUUGGGACCUCUGUCGUUUACGGAGUGUUUGUCAAGGAUUUCGCGAACUUCACAUCCACUACAUGGCUUCAUGUACUAAUUUAGAUUUGUCAAAAUGUAAAAUGACGAAUGAAGUAUUCCAAAAGACUGUGCCAUGUAAGUGCUUGCGUUGGAUAUCUGUCGCCUAUUGUGGUUGGAUAGUGGAUGAUUCUUUGGUUCAGCUCUUCCUUAACAACCGUAAUCUUCUCUCAGUGAAUCUCAAUGGCUGUGAAGGUCUCAAUGGAGCAGCUUUGCAGUCAGGACUACAAAAAAUUGAUGUAAGAGGCUGUUGGGAUGUUGAUGAUGAAACCUUCAAGAAUUUCUUCAUGAAGUUUCCAGGACUGAAGGAAGUUAGACUGUCCAGAGUAGAAGCAGUUUCAGAUAAUACACUAUACUUCUUAGCUCAUGGCUGCCCCGAGCUGGAGGUUCUGGAUGUGUCACAAUGUUGGCGUGUUAGUGAAAAUGGCAUUAAACAGGUCAUUGAGUACUGUAAAAGGCUCAGAGUACUUAAUGUGGAAGGUUGCAGAGACAUAUCUGAAACCUAUCUGUGCAGUUUGCAGAUCAAAAGAAUAAAAGUCAUCCCACAUCACAGUGUUUGUGAAAUUGCCAAGAAAAGAAGACGGGUCAACCAUCUAGGCAUCAAUAUUCAAAUCUAGUCGUUUCAAAAAUCUUUUAUGGAGUUAGUAUAUCAUACUGAUUUUAAAUUGAAGUUAUAAUACAGUAUUUAUAAGGUGCAUCUUCAAGUACCAAUGUAUUUCAAGUAAAAUGUUGAUCUUAUAAAAAGGGACUAUUUUUAUAAUGAGUUUAGUAGAUUUUAUUCUUAAGAAAAUGGAUUGAGAGGAAAAGUUUACUGCAGUAUAAUAUUUGCCUGUCUGACAUAUGCUGCAUAAAACAGAGCUUUAUUAGUCUUUGGCCAGUUGUCUUUUGGUGAAAAAAUAAAUUAGAUAAAAAAUGUGUGUAGAAACUAGUAUCCUUGGGUGAUUGUUCCACAUAUUUCGAGUUGAUAUUGUUAAUAGAAAUAUGGAUCUGGAGAUUAGUUUUCUUGGUAGGUGGUACCACAAAUCUUAAGUUCAUAUUGUUAACUGCAUUGGCAUCUCCAUUGGGGAUUAUAUGAGCAUUUGAGAAUUGUCAUUACCAUUUGAGAUUCUUAAGCUGAUGUAACCCUUUGUCAAUCACUGUUCUGAUUCUUGUUUUUGUACAUGAACUUUCCUGUCAGAUAUAU